This is a messenger RNA of Eutrema salsugineum, 1307 nucleotides long. Its product is annotated as probable membrane-associated kinase regulator 6. The coding region runs from base 69 to 764 and encodes 231 amino acids. NCBI's taxonomy places the organism in Eukaryota, Viridiplantae, Streptophyta, Magnoliopsida, Brassicales, Brassicaceae. The transcript is spliced from 2 exons. The record is from RefSeq and is a predicted model, not a curated record.
CAAAUUUCUCUGAACACACUCAAACAACAUUUCCCCAAAAAAACAAAAAACAAAAACAAAAAUCGGCAAUGGAAGAAAAUCAACAAGAAGCUUCAAUGCCACUAGUUCCUAUAGACAGCUUCUCUUACAGUUGGUUAGUUAACUUUUCUUCUUUAGAAACUUCCAUUGAUGAUCAUCAUCAAACCUACGAAGAUUCUUCUUCUUCUUCUUCCUUCAUCGAGAUGGAUCCAAGAUUGCCUCCUUCUAGAAGAUUUUUCAUCAACAAAGCCCAUGAGAGUAGCUUCAAGUUCGAUAACUUCGUUUCUUUCACCGACGAAGAUCACUCUUUAGUUCACGCCGACGAGCUCUUCCGUGACGGCUACGUCGUGCCUUACCGAUCAAAAGCCACGUCAGCAGCUACCAAGGAAGAAUCUCAACCGUUAGAUACGACGACAGGGAAGAAGAUGGAGACACGUGGCGUUCAGAGCAAGUCAUGUAGAAAGUUGAGGAGAGUGUCAAAAUGGGUUUUGUUGAAGUAUCUUGAUUUUUUAACGCCAUUGUGUAGAAGAUUAAGGAGACGUAGAUCCGCUGGAUCAUCCGGAAGUAUUGGUAUCGACUCGAGGAUCCGUGUAACGACGUCGUCUAGGAGAAGAGUUUAUUCUGAUGAAACGACUUCGUCACCAAGAAUAAGUGUUGCAGAUGAUUAUGAUUGGAGAAGGUCUUGUGACUCCGAGAGCUCCAUAUACGAGGCUGUUCUUCAUUGCAAGAAAUCAUUUGAGAAAUGAGAAGAAUCCAUGUAAAAGGAGCAGGUAGGAGUAGAGAUGGAGAAUAUUAAACUUGAGAAGAAGCAAAUUGCAUUAACACGUUACACAUGGAGUGGGAGAGAGAGAGAGAGCUACUUGUGAUGUGUCUUUUUUUGUUUCUCUCUCUUGAAUUAAAGAGAUUGAUGUGAUGAUAUCAUGUGAAUGUGUCAUCUGAUGUGGAUCAAGAAUGUUUUUUUUCUUUUUCCUUUUUUUUUUUAACAUGAGUGGGCACAUAUAUAGGUUAUAUGGGCAGCUAGCAGAAUCAAGAAAUAUUUUCAGAUUUUCUUGGCUAUUUUUCUCCACAUAUGUAAGUUAAACUGUUUCUUUUUAUAUAUGUAAACCUAUAUGUGCCUACCCAUGUUUUACUUUCUGGUACCAAUUGUGUUUGAAUAUUCUUACUUUUUUGUACAAAUUUUGUCUUUUCUUGUCUUAGAGAUCAUUUGGAGAUGUCAUCAUGCAUGAUUGAACUCCUUUUCUUAUCAUAAUUGUAACUCAAAUAAAUUAUUCGAAUAAAAAUAUAUAAAA